This is a messenger RNA of Venustampulla echinocandica, 1914 nucleotides long. RefSeq lists its product as uncharacterized. The coding region runs from base 1 to 1914 and encodes 637 amino acids. NCBI's taxonomy places the organism in Eukaryota, Fungi, Ascomycota, Leotiomycetes, Helotiales, Pleuroascaceae. The record is from RefSeq and is a predicted model, not a curated record. The transcript is spliced from 3 exons. Gene Ontology annotation, biological process: peptidyl-serine phosphorylation; peptidyl-threonine phosphorylation. Gene Ontology annotation, molecular function: ATP binding; protein serine/threonine kinase activity.
AUGGACGAGUCUCCGGCAAGCCAAAACGGGGUUCCCCAUCCACCACAGAUCUUUAUCAAUGAACAGCCAUACCGAAGCUCCACAUUUCUAAUGAAUAGCCCCAAUAAUGGCCUGCCCAUAAUUGAGGAAGGUGACGAGGCUCCACUGGAUGAAUUGCUUCGAAAGUACGAGAUCGAGGGCGCAGAUGAUCCUAAUGCCGGUUUCUGGACCCUUAAGCUAUUACAUCACAUCCUAUCAGAAGACCGAAUCUUAGCCGAACUGAAGACUUACAAACUGGGGAAUGCCGAGACUUACCUCAAGUCUAUUCGACCACCAGCCAACCAGCAUAUAGGACCAACUACCCAGACAUACCUCGUGACCUUUGCUCUUUUGGUUUUACUUGAGCGAGGAGACGAGAUUGGCAAAUUCAUCCAGGACAAAGUAUCCGAUCAAAAUCUGCCUCUUAUUCGUCAUGAGGCUACGAUCAAAGGAAAAGUAAACCUCUGUCACAAAACUCUUCCUAAUCAUCCAUUAGUGUGCUUUCAAGGAUGGAAGACUCACGAGAAGGAGGCAUUUGAGAGAAAUCAGUGGCGGCUCCUGGUCCCAUACUUUGAUCUCGACGGCAACUUUAAGGCAAAGCACUCCACCUUCGAUGAUAGAACUAUUCUACCGAGGUGUAAAAGGGGUGAACAUUCGCCUUCUUCUUCUUCGCAUCCAUCACAGGGGGAAGGGGGCUACGCAGUUGUGUCCUGCAUCAAAAUUCACCCGUCCUGUCAUGGGUUUGAUGACGUCCUUCUUAAGAUUUGCGUAAAAGGUGAUCUUUUUGCCUUAAAGAUGCUUCAUGACACGGAUUUCAAUAGCGACAAGCAAUUCCAAAACGAAAUACAGCAGUUGCAACGAUUUAACGGUUUGCUACAUGCCCACUUCGUAACUCUUUUGGCUACCUUUACCUUCCGGAGAAACCGCUACUUCCUUUUCCCGUGGGCAGACGGUACUCUUGAGCAAUACUGGGCAACACAUAAGCCAAAACCCGAAUUAAACAUCCGCACAGCUCGGUGGGUUUCUAAGCAGUGCUUAGGUAUUAUGACCGCAAUAGAUAUUAUCCAUAAUCCAAAUCACCUACAGAAUCUAGAUGUACAGAGAUACGGUAGACACGGCGAUAUUAAACCGGAUAAUAUCCUAUGGUUCUGUUCUUCUAACGAUCCGAUGGGAAUUCUUGUUAUAUCCGACCUGGGGUUAUCAUCCUUAAAUCGCGACACCAGCCGAUCGAACAUUCCAAAUUUCAAGAUUCCCGCAGUCCCUGGUUACCGACCACCAGAGUGUGAUGUCGAAGGCGGAACAAUUUCUCGAGCUUAUGAUAUAUGGACCCUGGGCUGCCUCUUUUUGGAGCUACUUACCUGGCUGCUGGGCGGUUCGGAACUCGUAGAUAAAUUUGAGGAGGAGCGAAAAUCGGAAUACAUUACAGGAUCGAUAAACAACAUAUUCUUCGACCUUAAGAAAAUCAAUGGGCGGGCCGGCUAUGUCGCGCAGGUCAAGACUCAAGUGACAGAGUGGUUCAACAAAAUGCGCCUUCAUGAAAAGUGUCCCAAAUUUAUUCACGAUGUUCUCGAUGUUAUCGAAAACCAGAUGCUCAUUGUCCUAUCCCAAGAUCGGAAAAGAGCCUUGUCUUGGGAACUAAAGGAGAGGUUCGAACAGAUUCACUUGAAAUGCAUGGACGACAGCGACCAAGGCUAUUGUAUCAGGGGCGUUCCUAUCCAGCGUGAUGCCAGAUCCGCAUCCGUGGUUGAAGCUAAUUUGAACGAUAUUGCUAAACUGACAAUAUCUGAACAUCGACCAGACUUGCCAACCCACGAUAUAGCUCGCGACGGAGAGGCGAGGAAAUCAAUGCUACCAGAGGAUUUGAAGAAUAUGGAUAAGAUCUUAAGUAAAUUGUAG